UUCCGGUCGCCAUCUUGACUGACAGCAGAGGCGGAGCUCCGACUAACAUGUUUCUUAAGAGCCGGGCUCCGAGGGCACCUCCCCGAGAGCUACUGAAUGCUAACCCCGGCAGGCGGAGGCGGGCAGUCGCAGCCCCGCCCCCGGCUUUGGGCUCCACCUCUCGGCCCCACUUCCGCCGGGCGAGGCGCAGUAGGCGUCGCUGCCGUAAAUCGGGCGAGCGGUUUGCCGCAUCACGGAAGAUGGCGGCCGCGGCGGUGAACGGGGUGGCGGGAGUCUCGAGCUCGGGGCCUGCGGCGGCCUCGGGCGCAGUCCUGCAGGCCGCGGCCGGCAUGUACGAGCAACUCAAGGGCGAAUGGAACCGUAAAAGCCCCAAUCUUAGCAAGUGCGGGGAAGAGCUCGGCCGUCUCAAGCUGGUUCUUUUGGAGCUCAACUUCCUGCCAACGACAGGGACCAAACUGACCAAACAGCAGCUCAUUCUGGCCCGUGACAUACUGGAGAUCGGGGCCCAGUGGAGUAUCCUACGCAAGGACAUUCCCUCCUUCGAGCGGUACAUGGCCCAGCUCAAAUGCUAUUACUUCGAUUACAAGGAGCAGCUCCCGGAGUCAGCCUACAUGCAUCAGCUCUUGGGCCUCAACCUCCUCUUCCUGCUGUCCCAGAACCGGGUGGCUGAGUUCCACACAGAGUUGGAGCGGCUGCCUGCCAAGGACAUCCAGACCAAUGUAUACAUCAAGCAUCCGGUGUCCCUCGAGCAAUACCUGAUGGAGGGCAGCUACAACAAGGUGUUCCUGGCCAAAGGCAACAUCCCUGCUGAGAGCUAUACCUUCUUCAUCGACAUCUUGCUUGACACUAUCAGGGAUGAGAUUGCUGGGUGCAUCGAGAAGGCCUAUGAAAAAAUCCUCUUCACUGAGGCCACCCGGAUCCUAUUCUUCAACACACCCAAAAAGAUGACAGACUACGCCAAGAAGCGAGGGUGGGUCCUGGGCCUCAACAACUACUACAGCUUUGCCAGCCAGCAGCAGAAGCCAGAAGAUACCACCAUCCCCUCCACGGAGCUGGCCAAACAGGUCAUCGAGUAUGCCCGGCAGCUGGAGAUGAUCGUCUGAGCCCACCAGGCACUGGGGUGGAGCAGAGCUUGCAUUAUUUAAGGCAGUUGCAGUUCAGGGUUUCCCCCAAUAAAAGUGGAUUGACAUUUUCUCUCUUA
Molecule: messenger RNA, 1201 nt
Organism: Kogia breviceps (pygmy sperm whale)
Lineage: Eukaryota; Metazoa; Chordata; Mammalia; Artiodactyla; Physeteridae
Gene: PSMD8
Product: proteasome 26S subunit, non-ATPase 8
Biological process (GO): proteasome-mediated ubiquitin-dependent protein catabolic process
Cellular component (GO): proteasome regulatory particle; proteasome regulatory particle, lid subcomplex; cytosol
Source: RefSeq, a predicted model, not a curated record